AUGGAUUUCACCUAGCGCCGGCGGCCAUGGCGGCGCAGUGCUGCUGCCGCAAGGCGCCCGGCGCCGAGGCCGCGCCCGCCCGCCCGCCGCCGGAGCCGCCGCCCGCCCUGGACGUGGCCUCGGCCUCCAGCGCGCAGCUCUUCCGCCUCCGCCACCUGCAGCUGGGCCUGGAGCUGCGGCCCGGGGCGCGCGAGCUGGCCGGCUGCCUGGUGCUGGAGCUGUGCGCGCGGCGGCCCGCGCCCCGCGCGCUCGUGCUCGACGCGCACCCGGCCCUGCGCCUGCACUCGGCCGCCUUCCGCCGCGCGCCCGCCGCGACGCCCUGCGCCUUCGCCUUCCCCGCCCCCGGGCCCGGACCCCCGCCGCCCCCGCUGCCCGCCUUCGCCGAGGCCCCGGGCUCCGAGCCCGCCUGCCGCCCGCUGGCCUUCCGGUCGGACCCGUUCACGGACUACGGCUCCUCGCUCACCGUCACGCUGCCGCCCGAGCUGCCGGCGCACCAGCCCUUCCAGGUGGUCCUGCGCUACACCUCGACCGACGCCCCCGCUAUCUGGUGGCUGGACCCAGAGCUGACCUAUGGCAACGCUAAGCCCUUCGUCUUCACCCAGGGCCACUCUGUGUGCAACCGCUCCUUCUUCCCCUGCUUCGACACGCCGGCUGUCAAGAGCACGUACUCGGCUGUCGUCAAGGCCCCGUCGGGGGUGCAGGUGCUGAUGAGUGCGACUCGCAGCACAUACGUGGAGGAGGAGGGCGUCUACCACUUCCACAUGGAGCACCCCGUGCCCGCCUACCUCGUGGCCCUUGUGGCUGGAGACCUCAAGCCAGCAGACAUCGGGCCCAGGAGCCGUGUGUGGGCUGAGCCAUGUCUUCUGCCCACGGCCACCAGCAAGCUGUCUGGCGUUGUGGAGCAGUGGCUAAGUGCGGCUGAGCGGCUCUAUGGGCCUUACAUGUGGGGCAGGUAUGACAUCGUCUUCCUGCCCCCCUCCUUCCCCAUCGUGGCGAUGGAGAACCCCUGCCUCACCUUCAUCAUCUCCUCCAUCCUGGAGAGCGACGAGUUCCUGGUCAUCGAUGUCAUCCACGAGGUGGCCCACAGCUGGUUCGGCAAUGCCGUCACCAAUGCCACGUGGGAGGAGAUGUGGCUGAGUGAGGGCCUGGCCACCUAUGCCCAGCGCCGCAUCACCACAGAGACUUAUGGUGCUGCCUUCACCUGCCUGGAGACGGCCUUCCGCCUGGACGCCCUGCACAGGCAGAUGAGGCUGCUGGGGGAGGACAGCCCAGUCAGCAAGCUGCAGGUCAAGCUAGAGCCAGGAGUGAAUCCCAGCCACCUGAUGAACCUGUUCACCUAUGAAAAGGGCUACUGCUUUGUGUACUACCUGUCCCAGCUCUGUGGGGACCCCAAGCGCUUUGAUGACUUCCUCCGGGCCUAUGUGGAGAAAUACAAAUUCACCAGCGUGGUAGCCCAGGACCUGCUGGACUCCUUCCUGAGCUUCUUCCCGGAGCUAAAGGAACAGAGUGUGGACUGCCGGGCAGGGCUGGAGUUUGAGCGCUGGCUUAACGCCACGGGUCCACCGCUGGCAGAACCAGACCUGUCUCAGGGGUCCAGCCUGACCCGGCCUGUGGAGGCCCUCUUCCAGCUGUGGACCGCAGGGCCUCUGGACCAGGCAGCCGCCUCGGCCAGUGCUGCCGACAUCUCCAAGUGGAGAACCUUCCAGACGGCACUUUUCCUGGACCGGCUGCUGGACGGGUGCCCACUACCCCAGGAGGUGGUGACAAGCCUGUCCAAGUGCUACUCUUCCCUGCUGGACUCGAUGAAUGCCGAGAUCCGCAUCCGCUGGCUGCAGAUUGUGGUCCGAAAUGACUACUACCCUGACCUCCACAGGGUCCGGCGCUUCCUGGAGAGCCAGGUGUCGCGCAUGUACACCGUCCCGCUGUAUGAGGACCUCUGCACCGGGGCCCUCAAGUCCUUCGCACUGGAGGUCUUCUACCAGACACAGGGCCGCCUGCACCCCAACUUGCGCAGAACCAUCCAGCAGAUCCUGUCCCAGGGCCUGGGCCCCAGCACAGAGCCGGGAGACACACCAGCCCUGCUGCUCGGGGAGGAGGCCCCCAGCGGCACCCUCUCUCUCAGGGACGUCAACGUGUCCGCCUAGCUCGGAUGGCUGCCCACCUCCCGGAUGCCGCGAUUGUGCCUUCUGUGGUCUGGGCCGCCAUGACUGCCCCUUGGCUCUGGCUGUGAGCCCCCCAUGGGCUCUCCCGGGCCUGGGGCACAGGGAAAGGGACCUUGUGUCCGGAGAAAGCCCACGGAACUGGGUCCAAGUUGUCCCAGCUCUCUUGCACUGCAGGGUCCAGGACAACCAGUACCACACCUCCCACCUCCGUCCAGAUGCCAGCGCCUGCUGACCGCUGCCCGGGGGCCAAGACCCCAGCAGCCCCUGGCCACCGCCACACUGUGCCUUAUGCCUGCCGGAGACCCAGGCCACUCGUGUCUGAAGUGCGUCUCCCCGCAGAGCCCUGCGCCCGGCCCCUGGGCCUGGCAGAGGGACAAGGACACCGACAUUCCUUCAUAGUGGGGAAGAAGAUGGGUGUCCCUGGGCACCCUUCAGCCAGCCAGCCAGCCAUGGGGUCCAGACCCUGGAGGCCUGUGGGCAGGACAGCCUGUCCCGAGGCUGACGAGGGUGCUGGUGGUGCUCAGGGCCCUGCUGGGAGAGGCACCGGGCCAGAGUCUCAGCCUGGGACCACUGCAGCAGAACACCUGGUAGCUGUCCCAUUAAACCUCCACUCUGCAGA
Dipodomys spectabilis (banner-tailed kangaroo rat) is the source of this 2781-nucleotide messenger RNA. It is a transcript of the gene Rnpepl1, whose product is annotated as arginyl aminopeptidase like 1. The record is from RefSeq and is a predicted model, not a curated record. The transcript has 11 exons. The coding region runs from base 27 to 2144 and encodes 705 amino acids. NCBI's taxonomy places the organism in Eukaryota, Metazoa, Chordata, Mammalia, Rodentia, Heteromyidae. Gene Ontology annotation, biological process: proteolysis. Gene Ontology annotation, molecular function: metalloaminopeptidase activity; zinc ion binding.